CACUCCCUAGUAGAGGGCAGUAAACCCCCACCCCACAGAUAAAGAAAGUGAAGAAAAGGGGAGAGUCCCUUUCACCUCAUCGACCAGAGCUCAUCAGCUCAGCUGCUUUUCCACUCAUCUUCCUCCUCCUCGUCCUGCUUCUGAUAAUGUAGUGUGAGAAGAGUGAGCCCUGAGAAGCUAAAAAAAACAAGAAAAGGAGAAGCCUUUAGCAAAAGGGCUGAUUUGUUCUUUGAUUCUUGGGGAGCAAAGAGCUCAGCCUUCUCCUUCUAGUCUGAAAGAAUGGCUCUGGGUCGGUUAUGGGCAGUGCCCCUCAUCCACAUUGUCCUGCUGCUUGGCCUGUGCUCUGCUGAUGAUCCCUUCGUCUUCUUCGACUUCAAGGUCUCCUACAUCACUGCCUCUCCCCUGGGUGUUCCUCAGCAGGUUAUUGCUAUCAAUGACAAAUUCCCCGGUCCCCCCAUCAAUGUGACCACAAACAACAAUGUCGUCGUCAAUGUCCAUAACAAGUUGGAUGAGAGUCUUCUCAUGCACUGGUCGGGAAUUCAACAGCGUCGUAGCUCAUGGCAAGAUGGAGUCCUUGGCACCAACUGCCCGAUCCCUUCAAAGUGGAAUUGGACAUAUCAAUUUCAGGUGAAGGACCAAAUUGGGAGCUUCUUCUACUUUCCAUCCAUCAAUUUCCAGAGAGCUGCCGGUGGCUAUGGUGGAUUUAUAAUCAACAACAGGCCCAUAAUUCCAAUUCCAUUUGCGACUCCGGAUGGUGAUAUAGUGAUUCUGAUUGGUGAUUGGUACAUCAGGAAUCAUACGGAUUUGAGGAAGUCCCUUAAUGGAGGGAAAGAUCUCGGUAUGCCUGAUGGGGUUCUUAUUAAUGGCAAAGGCCCCUACCAAUACAACACCACUCUUGUCCCCGAGGGGAUUGACUACGAGACGAUUACAGUCCACCCAGGAAAAACUUACCGCAUUCGCGUUCACAAUGUCGGGAUAUCAACGAGCUUGAACUUUAGGAUCCAGAACCACAACCUUCUUUUGGUUGAGAGCGAGGGUUCCUACACGGUCCAGCAGAACUACACGAGUUUGGACAUUCAUGUUGGCCAGUCUUAUUCUUUCCUUGUGACCAUGGAUCAGAAUGCAAGCUCUGAUUAUUACAUUGUAGCAAGCGCGAGGUUCGUGAACGAAUCGCUCUGGCAGAGAGUUACAGGGGUCGGGAUCUUGCACUACACUAACUCAAAAGGGAAGGCCUCGGGCCCACUUCCAGAUGCCCCGGAUGAUGAGUUUGACAAAACCUAUUCCAUGAACCAAGCGAGGUCAAUCAGGUGGAAUGUAACUGCAAGUGGAGCCCGUCCAAACCCACAGGGUUCUUUCCGGUACGGGUCAAUCAAUGUAACCGAAGUGUAUGUUUUGAGAAACACACCUCACGUGACAGUCAAUGGGAAGCGAAGAGCUACUCUCAGUGGCAUCUCCUAUGUCAAUCCUACCACUCCCAUUAGGCUCGCAGACCAGUACAAACUGAAGGGAGUAUACAAGCUUGAUUUCCCUAAUAAACCGCUGACAGGCUCAGCUAAGAUGGAGUCAUCUGUCAUUAAUGGGACGUUCAGAGGGUUCAUGGAAGUGAUUUUUCAGAACAAUGACACAAAGAUGCACUCGUACCAUAUGAGUGGCUAUGCUUUCUUCGUUGUUGGGAUGGAUUAUGGUGAGUGGACAGACAACAGCAGAGGCACGUACAAUAAGUGGGAUGGGAUUGCCCGCACUACAGUGCAGGUCUACCCGGGAGCUUGGACAGCAAUCCUGGUCUCUCUAGACAACGUUGGUGUCUGGAACCUGAGGACAGAAAAUCUCGACUCAUGGUACCUUGGACAAGAGACUUAUGUCAGGAUUGUUAACCCAGAGGCUACCAACAAAACCGAGCUUCCAAUCCCUGACAAUGCUCUCUUCUGUGGCAAACUUCAGCACCUGCAGACUCCUCAGGACAUAUCUUCAGCGACUACAUUCGGAGGCAACCGACUAAGCUUUGUGUUCACCCUGCUAAUGAUAUUAUGUGCUCUCAUUCCCAGUUUUCUCUGCUAAAAGACGGCCAGUUUCAUCUGCUGUUAUGUGUGCCAAUGACGAUCAUAGCUUCUCACCCCGAGUUUUCCUAUCUUAUCUUGGGUUGAAUCAUUGCGAGUGUUUUCAGGCUUGUAAUUCUAAUUCUUGUCCAUAUGAAGUUUUUCUGUGAUUUCGAGCGCAGCAUUCUUUUCUCCCACCAAUUGCGGAUCUUGUAGACGAGACUACUACCACGGGUUCCUUCUUUCAUUAAUUUAUUGGGAUCUAUCAUUCUUUUGA
Messenger RNA from Punica granatum (pomegranate), 2313 nucleotides. Lineage: Eukaryota; Viridiplantae; Streptophyta; Magnoliopsida; Myrtales; Lythraceae. The record is from RefSeq and is a predicted model, not a curated record.